Haemonchus placei is the source of this 2091-nucleotide messenger RNA. Lineage: Eukaryota; Metazoa; Nematoda; Chromadorea; Rhabditida; Trichostrongylidae. The record is from the annotation of a GenBank genome assembly.
AUGCUCAAUUGUCGGGUAGCACCUCGAAUAUACUCACGGUUGUCGCUUUGUGCUCGUAUUGUUUCUGUGGAGCGGCCUGAUUUGCUUCCCUUUUCAACGACAACUAAACGAAAACUCAGCAAAAAGCCUGACGAUGACAGCAAGAAACCUGACGAUGACAUGGCGAAGGAAUUGGAACGGCUCAAUGAAGAGUUGAAGAAGGACUUUGAUUCGAAGUUAAAAAACAACGAAGAAGAAAUCGAUAAGAACUUCAUGAACUUCAAAGCGAAAUCCGAACGUGAUGCUUACCAACGAAGCAAAAGUAUGUUCAGCUGGAAGGUGGCUGCUACAACGUUAGGAAUUGGUGCAUCCUGUCUGGCAGCACUUUUUUAUAUCCGUAAAAUUAGACUUGAAGAACGCGAGAAGCAUUUGAAAUAUUUGGCUGGAAAGGCACGAAUUGGUGGCGAUUGGGAGUUGGUCAAUACUGAAGGAAAAUUGGAGGGAUCAGAACAGUUAAAGGGAAAUUGGCUGCUCUUAUACUUCGGCUUCACGCACUGCCCAGAUAUUUGUCCAGACGAGAUAGAGAAAAUGGUCAAGGCACGUCGAUUUUUUCUUUUCCCUCGCCGAUGCCGAGUGGACAAGCCCUUGAUCCUCGCGAGCAAUCUAUAUUCUUGUCAUAUCGGGUGGGAUGUCGCAUCCGCUUACGCUCAUCACAUAUCAAAUGCUUUUGACAAAAGUGUUCCCAUCUAUCCAUUCGGAGCCCUGGCGGCUUGCGGAUACCGGCUGAAGGUUGUGGACAUCCUCGAUGCGAAACCAGAUAAGGAGAAAACACCUAUAAAGCCUAUUUUUAUAUCUGUCGAUCCGGAGCGCGAUACAGUUCAGAGAGUGAAAGAAUACUGUGCUGAGUUUUCACCAAAACUAAAAGGCUUCACUGGAUCAGUAGAACAGGUGAACAAAGUCGCGAAAACGUUUCGGGUAUAUCACAGCCAGGGGCCUCGUACUGGAAAAAAUAAGGAUGAUUAUAUUGUUGAUCAUACUGUCAUCACAUAUCUCAUCGAUCCUGAUGGGCUCUUCCAUGAUUACUACGGUCAGACAAGAACAGCCGAAGAGAUCGCCAAUGUUAUUGAAAUGAAAAUGCUCAAGUAUCGUGCUCAGAACCGCAAAAAUAUUCUCGGAUUUUAUCGAUUCAUUCUUGAUCGCGUUUAUGUGGUUCUUCUUCGAGUAAUAAUCGCUAAACCUAGAUGGCUACUCAACAACUUCCAAAAUCGGAGUUCGUCGUCAGAGUACCAAAGGAUUCCUGAUUACAGAAGAAACGAGAACAAGCGGUACUCUGUACUGAAAUUCAACGGCAUGGACAGAGUGGACACCUCGAAGUGGACCGUAGAGAGCAUGGUUCACAUGGAAAGGGAAGACAAUAAAAAUGUUACCCUCAGCACCCAGACUGUACAGGAGUAUGGGGAGGGCUCCGAAUACGGCAAAGCAGCUCGAGAGGAAGCUCGCCGGAAAAAGUAUGGACGUCAAGCGAAGUCGUAUAAGCUUGACAACCAACCAUGGCAUCUCUCUUUUGUGGAGCCAGAUGGACGUACACGCAAAAUGAAGAGCAUACGAGAAGGCGGCGCUGGCGAACACGCCGAUUAUUGGGUGUUUCUGAAAUCUGGUGAGGAGUUCUUGGCGUAUAAGGUAGAUGAUUGGCACAAGUUUUUGCCUGCAAUCACUCACAAAACACUAGAUAUCGAUCAAGCUGAAGAGAAAUUCCUUGAAAGAAACAAAGUAAUGAAUCAGUUUGCAUUGAAAGCCCAGAUCAUGAGUCAGUUGAAAACUGGAGAGGAAGAUGGUGAGCAGUUGGAGAAGCCAACUCGUUCUUUGAAAAUUAAAGACGGCUACAGUUCGGAUGAGUCAGAUGGUGAAGAAGAUGAUCGCAACGACGAGGAUGGAGCAUCCAAGAAGAAAGACGGUGUUUCUAAGAAGAAGAAAGCACACGAGAAACCGAAGAAGGAUAAACGUCAGCGAGUAGAAAACGGUGACGAAAUUGCAAAAUAUGAAUCCUCUGACGGUGAAGAUGAAGGCAGAGAAUAUGAUUACAUGUCGGAUAGCGGUUCAGAUUCAGAGUGA